Messenger RNA from Paramecium octaurelia, 1291 nucleotides. NCBI's taxonomy places the organism in Eukaryota, Ciliophora, Oligohymenophorea, Peniculida, Parameciidae. The record is from the annotation of a GenBank genome assembly.
AUGGGAUUAGAUGUUAUUUGGGAUCUUACACUUUUCAAUUUUAGAUAAUAAAUUGAAGAUAUCCGUUAAUAAGCAAAACAAGAUGUAAAAACAGAGUAGUAUAUUAUCAAAGUUAAUACAUUCUGGAAAGAUGCAAAAUGUGAAUUAUUGAAACACAUGGAUACUGAUACCAGAACAAUGAAACAUUUAGAUGAACAUUUGUAUAACUUAGAAGAACAUUAAUUAUAGAUCAAAAAUAUUUAAUUGAAUAAAUAUGUGAAAUUUUUUGAGAAGAAUGUUUAAGAAUGGAAUAACAAUUAGGAGCAAUUAAUGACGCUAUUUAAAUAUUACCAGAAGUACAAAAGACAUGGUCUUUUUUGGAAAACUUAUUAAUUCAAUCAGAAGAAGUCAAGAAAUAAUUACCAAAAGAAUCAGAAUUAAUUAGUUGAAAUUUAUAGGAAUAUGAAAGGGAAUCUGAUUAUUAAAUUAAGAUUAUCUAGAAGUUCUUUACCUAACCAAAUAUUUUGAAAAGAUUAGAAAAAAUAUAAUCAAAUUGAACAGUUUAUGAGAAGGCAUUGAUUAAAUAUUGGUUACUAUAAGAAAAAUAUUCCCAAGAUUUUAUUUCGUUAGUGACAAUGAUAUAUUGGAUAUGGUUUCUCAUGGUGGUUCACCUGCAUAAAUUAAUAGACAUAUGUCAAUGAUAUUCUACGCUAUUGAUAAGUUAGAAUUAUAAGAAAAUUCUAAUAAAAAGACCAAUAGCCAAAAGAUGAUUACACGUGUUGGUCAUGAAGAAGUGAAUUAGUUAAAAAAUUGUAAUUGUUAAAUCAAAUUUAAUCUAUUUUUAAGCCAUGAUUGAUUCUAUGAUUGAUACUCUCAAAGAAUAAGCCAAAAAAUCAUUUGGAUACUAUUAUUCUUAGAUAUAUCAAUUAUAAAUUGAUAGAAAAACGUGAAUUGACUAACAUCCAGCUUAAAUUGUUUUAUUAGACAAUGACAUUAAGUGAUUGGUUCAAGUAGAAAAAGCAUUUGCAAAAAUAUCUAUGGAGACUUGAAUGUCCUUAAAGGUUAUUUUAAGAGAAGUGUUGAGGUUCUAACCGAGUCAAAUUGGAUUCGUCAGAGGAUAUUUGACGAAAUCAUUAAGAUAAAAAUUGAUGUGUUUGAUUACUACGGAUGGUCACUCCAGAGAUUCCAUUUUGAAUUGAUUUACGAAUAUUUUCGUAAGCCAGAUUAAUUUUAAUGGAAAUCUUAAUUGAAGUUCUAUUGGAUCAAUAAUGAUGCUCAUAUUAGAGUGGCUGAUGCUUCUUUAAAUGAUUGA